Messenger RNA from Herpailurus yagouaroundi (jaguarundi), 1419 nucleotides. RefSeq names its product isopentenyl-diphosphate delta isomerase 1 (gene IDI1). Gene Ontology annotation, biological process: isoprenoid biosynthetic process; isopentenyl diphosphate biosynthetic process. Gene Ontology annotation, molecular function: isopentenyl-diphosphate delta-isomerase activity. NCBI's taxonomy places the organism in Eukaryota, Metazoa, Chordata, Mammalia, Carnivora, Felidae. Gene Ontology annotation, cellular component: cytoplasm. The transcript has 5 exons. The record is from RefSeq and is a predicted model, not a curated record. The coding region runs from base 60 to 905 and encodes 281 amino acids.
CACGCGCCAUCGCGCGACCCUGACGUCUGGCGCAGCCGGCGCGCGAUUGGCUGGCGAGCAUGUGGCGUGCCCUGGCGCGAGCGCUGAUGGUUGGGCGCCCGGCGCCGAGGGGCGGGUCCCAGGUCUGGGGGCGGAGCCUGCGGGAGGGGAGCCCGGCCGAGCGAGCUUUCCCCGGCAGCCGGUGUCUGAGGGUCGCGGGCCAGGUCCGACGGACCGCCACCAUGCCCGAGAUAGACACCGACGGCCUGGACGAGCAGCAGGUGCAGCUGCUGGCGGAGAUGUGCAUCCUCAUCGAUGAGAAUGACAAUAAGAUUGGGGCCGACACCAAGAAGAACUGUCACCUGAAUGAGAACAUAGAGAAAGGAUUAUUGCAUCGAGCUUUUAGUGUCUUCUUGUUCAACACUGAAAAUAAGCUUCUGCUACAACAAAGAUCAGAUGCUAAAAUCACCUUUCCAGGUUAUUUUACCAAUACUUGUUGUAGUCAUCCAUUAAGUAAUCCAGGAGAGCUCGAAGAAAAUGAUGCAAUUGGAGUAAGGCGAGCAGCACAGAGGCGUUUAAAGGCUGAAUUAGGGAUCCCCACGGAAGAGGUUCCUCCAGAAGAAAUUAAUUAUCUAACACGAAUUCACUACAAGGCUCAAUCAGAUGGUAUCUGGGGGGAACAUGAAAUUGAUUACAUUUUGUUUGUGAAGAAGAAUGUAACUUUGAAUCCAGAUCCCAAUGAGAUUAAGAGCUAUUGUUAUGUGACAAAGGAAGAGCUAAAAGAACUUCUGAAAAAAGCAGCCAGUGGUGAAAUUAAGAUAACUCCAUGGUUUCAAAUUGUUGCGGAGGCUUUCCUCUUUAAGUGGUGGGAUAACUUAAAUCAUUUGAGUCAGUUUGUUGACCAUGACAAAAUACACCGAAUGUGAAUUUCAGGUGGAGAUGAAGGGUUAGUAAAAUACUGAAAAAUUUCUCUACUUUGUAAACUUAACAUGAUUUUUUAAAAUUUGGUUCCCCGUAAGAACUCUCACUUGGAACACUGAUACUUUACAAUCAGUAUUUGUGUGGAAAAAUACAACCAACUUUUUGAUUUUAUAUUACAUCCCCCAUAUGUGUGCAUUGCUAUUUGUAAAAGACAUUUAUGAGAGGCUAUCGUAAAAAAAACGGCAAUUUAACUUGUCUAAUCACAGUGCUAACAUACUCGAACAAAUAAAUGAAGCUCUUCAGUUUUCAUAUGUUGUGAUAAACAUUGUCAGCACACUUGAGAGCACUUUGCUCUUUGCCAAAUGCAUUAUAAAUCAUUAAAUUUUUACCAUAGUCUGGAAAAAUGUACAGUGGGAACUCUUUGCUUAGCUACUUCAAAACAGUCCAAGUUAACAUUCUGUGUGAGCAGAUUUAACUAGUAGAGCAGAUUCAAGGGAAAUAAAAUGGUAUAUGUCCUGA